Molecule: messenger RNA, 2025 nt
Organism: Closterium sp. NIES-67
Lineage: Eukaryota; Viridiplantae; Streptophyta; Zygnematophyceae; Desmidiales; Closteriaceae
Source: the annotation of a GenBank genome assembly
UUCCUUACACCAAACACUUUUGACGGAAUCCGCUGCAGAAGAGGCUUGCGGUAACCCCACACCACAUCCACCUCUCUAGCAACUUCGGCGAAUCGCGUUUGGGGAGUCUAGGGCGGGCAUAUGACCUGUAAUAUGAUCGCACCGCUGCACGAACAGAUCGCUUUGACUGGGCUGGCGCUAAAGCCGCCGCGUAGACUCCAUUCUACCGCCACACCCUCGUGAUCGGGCUCGACUCAUCCGACGUCAGAUCGCAUUCCACUACAUCCAAUUAAUCUCCCUCUGUUCCGACACCGCAUUUCUUUAGAGCAACAUAAUCAUCUCCCUCUUUUCUCGCUGCUUCUGCGGUCGCCGCUCGCCAUCAUGGCGGGCAGGGUGUUUCCGUACCUCGACCUCGUCAUCGCCUUCAUCGCCGCGUCCUUUGCCUUUGAGACCUUCCUGGACCUCCGCCAGUUCUCAGCGCUGCUGCGCCCCUCCCUGCCGCCCGCCCUGGACGGCAUAGUGAGCCAGGAGAAGUUCGUCAAGGCGCGCGCCUACAGCCUGGACAAGGCCCGGCUGGGGUUCGUGCGGGGGGCGGUGGACUUCUGCGUGGAGCUGCUCACUCUGAAGUUCCUCGUCUUGCCGUGGCUGUGGGAGCUGUGCGCGUUGGACUACCAGCUGCCAUGGCUGUGGGGCAUCAACGGUCGCAAUGAGAUAGAGCACUCCAUCCUCUUCCUGUUCGCCUCCUCGCUCAUCUCCCAGGUGGUAGAUCUGCCCUUCGGCCUCUACUCCACCUUUGUCAUCGAGCACCGGCACGGGUUCAACAAGCAAACCCUAUUCGGAUUCAUCAAGGACCGCAUCCUCGGCAUCGCGCUCAUGGUUGUCAUCCUUCCACCGGUGCUGGCAGCGGUGAUUCGAAUUGUGCAGGUCGGGGGCAAUCUAGUGGCGGUGUACCUCUGGCUCUUCAUGCUCGCCUUCUCUCUCUUCAUGCUCACCAUCUAUCCGGUCGCCAUCGCUCCCCUCUUCAACAAGUUUGUGCCUCUCGAGGCAGGCACGCUGAGGACCAAGAUAGAGGGCCUGGCAGGGUCGCUGAGCUACCCUCUCAAGAAGAUUUUUGUUAUGGACGGGUCACAGCGAUCGGCACACAGCAAUGCCUAUCUGUAUGGUUUUUUCAAGAACAAGCGCAUUGUGCUCUACGAUACCCUGCUGUCGCAUUGCAAGGACGACGAGGAGGAGGUGGUGGCGGUGAUAGCCCACGAGCUGGGCCACUGGAAGCUGGGCCACACCAUCCGCUUCUUCCUGCUCUCUCAGGCCCUGCUGCUCAUCCAGUGCUCAGGGUUCAUCUUCGUGCGAUCCCAGCCGGACAUCUUCCGCUCAUUUGGCUUUAAGGAGGAGCCAGUGAUCAUCGCCAUCCUCCUCUUCCAGCAUCUGUCCACACCCGUCUCCCACCUUCUUGACUUCGGACUCAACAUCAUCAGCCGAACUUUCGAAUACCAGGCGGAUGCAUUUGCGGUGAAGAUGGGGUAUGCACCAAAGCUGCGAUCGGGACUCAUCAAGAUGCAGGAGGAGAAUCUAUCGGCAAUGAACACAGACCCCUGGUACUCCGCCUACCACCACUCGCACCCGUGCUUGCCUGAGAGGCUUGCCACCAUCGAUGCUGAGGCCAAGAGAGUGGGCAAGAAGGAAGAGUAAGGGCAAGAAGGAAGAGUAAGGGCCAGGGUGAUGGUGCUCCGCCUGCCAUCACUCACACUCCUGCCUGACUGAGACGCUGCCACCAUCGAUGCUGCUUCAGAGGCUAAGAGAGUGGACGAGAAGGACUAGCGUUUCAGUUACAGUGACUUCUUCAGAAUGGGUGUGCUCGCACAUCAUCUGUCCAGUCGAAUAGCCUCAAGAAAAGCGGAUGUAUAUUGUCGAACAGGUUGCACAAGGGCAAUUGGGGAGAAGGAUACGUAGAUGACCUGUGAGAUGCGAUGCCACUUGAAAAGGUGAUCGUCCUGGACAUCACACACAGUGCAGCAAUGAAAGUUCCAAUGUUUUCCAUCAGUGUCA